CUUUUUUGAGUUUCCUUAAUUCUCUUUCAUGUUCAUUGUGCUUUUGUCCUGUCAUGUAUUAGCUAGCUAUGUGUUCUUGUUAUUCAUUCUUGCUAAAAUUACGAACACAAUUUAGUAAGAAGCGUUGUUGCUCUUUCUUCCAAUUCCCGGCAGCUUACUUCCAAACUCUCCCUUUUUGGCUAAUGGAAUCUCUACGAUCAAAUUGCAAAACUCUCAUCAAUAGCAUAAACUGUUUCGGAUGCUGCAACAGAGAAAGGCGUUUAGUUGUGGAAGUCGAUGAGCCAUCAAAGGGACUCAAAAUCCAAGGAAAGAUAGUGAAGAAAGAUAGUGCUUCAUCAGAUGACUUCUGGAGCACAAGUACGUGUGAUAUGGACCACAAUAUAACGAUUCAGUCCCAAUCUUCAAACCCGCCUUUUGAUCCCCAAUGCAGCACAAGCAACUCUACCGAAUUUGUAAACCAUGGACUUAUUUUGUGGAACCACACGAGACAACAAUGGCGUGAAUGCUUAACCAGACAACAAUGUCUAGUUCCAGAACCUGCAAUAAGCUGGAACUCGACGUAUGAUAGCUUAUUGAGCACAAACAAGCUUUUUCCUCAACCAAUACCUCUUAAGGAGAUGGUGCAUUUCCUUGUUGAUGUUUGGGAGGAAGAAGGCUUGUACAUAUGA
Arabidopsis thaliana (thale cress) is the source of this 668-nucleotide messenger RNA. RefSeq lists its product as uncharacterized. NCBI's taxonomy places the organism in Eukaryota, Viridiplantae, Streptophyta, Magnoliopsida, Brassicales, Brassicaceae. Bases 69 to 668 code for a protein of 199 amino acids. The record is from RefSeq and is marked reviewed. The transcript is spliced from 5 exons.